Molecule: messenger RNA, 522 nt
Organism: Mesorhabditis spiculigera
Lineage: Eukaryota; Metazoa; Nematoda; Chromadorea; Rhabditida; Rhabditidae
Source: the annotation of a GenBank genome assembly
AUGCGCCCUCGGCGGGUCCAAGGGAACAAGUUGUCGACUGCGUGGCUGGGUGCCAGCGUCUCUCGUGAGAAGCGUCUCGAACAACAUGUCAAAGCCGAUCAGCCACUGCCCCUCUCGCCGGUCCCGAGCAGUCAGCCCACACAGCCGAACAGCUCGGAUGAGAAGAAGGAGAAACCUCCGGUGGUUUGUAAAAUUAAAGAGCCCAAGCGAGCGCACAAGACGAAAGGGUGCACCGAAGCGACGCAGGGCUCGGUCAACCACCCGCCCGACAAGACGGACGAGUCGGACAAGACGCAGCGCGCCUCCUCCCCAAUUAACCUCGCCAACUACGAGGUCAUCUACAACGCGAUAGAGCCCAUAAAGAAUCUCGUCCAACGCGAGCUGACGGAUAUUGAAGAGGCGAACCCCGAAUACGUGACGCUGACCGCGUUGAUGGUUGACGAGAAAUGGCCGGCGUAUUGUGUGAAGCCCGGCAACAACAACGACAGCAAGGACGCCGUCCGGUCGGCGCGGAAGACCAAA